Molecule: messenger RNA, 9920 nt
Organism: Cinara cedri
Lineage: Eukaryota; Metazoa; Arthropoda; Insecta; Hemiptera; Aphididae
Source: the annotation of a GenBank genome assembly
AUGGCGUCAGUCAAGUUUCUGGAGGAAGUACUCAGUAAGGACGUGGACGAAAACGCGUUCAGUGCAAUAGUGGUGUCGCUGGAAAGCGAGCUCGUCACGAACACAUCUGUCGUUUCCACCGGCAACAGGAGUCACUCCCUGACUGGUCACAACAGCAAUGCUAUCGCAGCUACCACGGCCGCGCCGCAAAAACAACAACAGCAGCACUUGGUCAACGGCACCAGGGCCGCCUCCUCGAUGAACAAGUGUAUUACUAUAGCUGCCACCACCACAACCCACAACAACAAAACUUUAAUGCCGGGCAUCAGUCAGGCGGAUUUUGUUGGCCACCAACAACACCAUCAGCAUCAACAACAAGUACAGCAACAGCAUGUCGUCAAUCCUACCCUGGCUCACAACUAUGCGGCGACGCAACCGAUGAAGUUGCAAGACCCUGUUAAAGUUGUCUAUUCCAAUUCAGCCAACAACCGUAACUAUGUCCCGGUCAACUCAUUGCCAAAUGGCACCAUCAACUCCACCAGUACAGGUUAGAUCAACUUAAGAGUUUGUUGUUAGUCUCAUUAAGUUUCAAUGCUAAACAUCAUUUCUGUAUAUAGGUAUACAAUAGAUUUAUUUCAGUACAAAUUAUUGAUGUAAUGUUUACAUCAUAAAUUUAGUUGUUAAAGUUACAAUUCAACUGUUUCAAUUGCAUGGGUAUUGCUAAACAAUAUUGUAAACUUGUAUUCCAAUUUGUAACUGAUUAAUAUUAUUCUCUAUGGGUUUUACAUGGUUUUAUAUAAAACAACAAUUCUUAUAAUAUCCAUUGAUGAAAAGUUAAAUUAAAUUGUGUUUAUUUACAUUACCUAUGGACAGUGAAUUACAGUGUAAUUUAUGACCUAUAUAUGCUAAGCUCUCGCAUGAUAUUAAUACAUUUUGAAAGUUAAGAGUUAAGAGAUAAGUAACCCACUUUUUUCUUGUAUUUCGUUUUUUCAAUUUGAUUACACUCCAGUAGUUAUAAUGUUGACAAUAUUAUACACAAAACUACAUUCAACAUGUUGACAGUUAGAUGCCUGAAAUGAGUUUAAAUAUUUUAACUAAAUUUAACACAUUUUACAUAGAUAGAUAUUUCUUGUGUAAAUUGUAUUUUAAUAUUUGUUAUCAUCAAUUUAUACAAGUGUAUUUAUUUCAACUUUGCCUAGUUAAAAUAUUUUUUUUGUGAAAUUGUUCAUCUAUAACCUAUUGAAACUAUUAAGUUAGAUAACACUAAUAUAAUUAGGUUAGUUAAUUUUUGUUAAUUACACAAUUUUUUCCUAAUCAUUUUGGUUUUGUUUUAGGAACUGGAACGGCUGUUGUGAUUAAAUCAACUCCUCAACAGCAACAACAAAAUUCACCUCCAGUUUCCACAAUGACAUUAACUGGACAAGUUUCAUCCAAUCAAUCUCCAACUACAUCCAAUGUCAUUACUGUUUCUAAACAAGGUGUAGGUUCUAGUAACACUCCUCAAACAAUUCUACCAGCAAAUUUACAAAUACUAAAUGUAAAUGCUUUACGACCUCAGAAUUCACAAGGUGGUGGGGUUAAUAAUAAAAAUAUGUCAAGAGUAAUGUUACCUCAUCAAGUAGUUAAUGCCCGACCUGGAGCACCAGGGGUAAGUUAGAAUUUAUCAAAUAUUAAAUAUUAAUAUGAACUCCUGUUAUGAUUUAUUAUGUGUUCAAAGUGUUGCAUCUAUUUAUUUUUUAAGAAAAGAAAGGAACUUAAGAAUAGGAUGAACCACCCAGGUUGUAUACUAGACAAAAUUAAACAAGUGUUGGAUAACAAUUUUGAAUGGCCGAGUUAGUAUAAUGAUAUAAAAUAGUAUGACACACCAUUGAUGAUGUAUGUGUUAGUGUGUUGAGCAUUUAAUAUCAAGGAUAAAAUAAAAAUGGAAAAGUAGAAAUAAGAAUGUUAACGUGGAAGUGUAGGGAGCCUAGGUUUGGAACGAUAAUUAUAAUAGUCUAAGAAUAGCGGGUAGUUUAUAUAGGACUAUAUGAAGGCAUGUUACGUAAAUUGAGUCAUUAUAAAGGAGGUUUAUUAUCAUUAUCUAAAGGCAGUGCCUUGUGAUAACCAUUCAUUGCUGUUGUUCCCUAAACUGUAUAUUAAAUGAUAAAUAUUGUGAUAGGGAGAUAUGAGGGGAAAAAUCAGAGUAACUGACCCUAAUUGCAUGAGAUAGAGCCAAAGAUAAAGAGCUAAAAUAUAUGAGUUGUAUGUAUUAUUAGAAAAAAAGAGAUUUUGUGUAGGAUAUAUUGAAAUACCCAGAUUAUAUAAAAUAUGUUUAUUAUGUAUUCAUGUAAUAUUUUGAAAUUAUAAUAAAUUAUAGCUUACAUUACAAGCCCUUCAACAAGCACAAGGUGGACAUAUAUUAUUAAAGACUGAAAAUGGCCAGUAUCAGUUAUUACGUGUUGGUCCUGCACCUGGUCAAGGAACUGCCAUUACUCAAAAUAAUGCAAAUUUUAGAGUACAAUCUGUUCCUACAGCUGCAACUGUAAGUUUUAUUUAAUAAUUCUAUUUAAAGUUAUUUUUAUGUAGUUGUUUAUCUUAGUUUUUUGGGCCUAUUUAAAUAAUAAUAAUAACAAUACUAGUUUUCUAAAAUUCAUAGGUUUAACGUAAUUUUAGCUAAGGAUAUUAGUUAAAAAACCAUAAAUAAAAUUUGAUUCUAUAAUAAUAACAAUAAUAAUAACAACAAUAAUAAUAAUAAUAAUGCAAAUAAAAGGUAUAGAUAUAUGUUUGAAUAAACGUUUUAAUUGUAUUUAUACAGGGUGUUUUUUUUUUUUUUACCGUGAACCAGUAAUUAUCUAUCUCUGUGGACUUUAAGUGAAUUUGAUUUCUGUUUUAAGCUUUAUUUUAAAUCCAUUUUAAUUUUUAUCUCUACUCCAUAUACUUAAAAUAAGUACAUACUUUUGGUUUCAAAUAGGUACAUAUUUUUGGACGAUUAUUCGAAUUAUGAAUAUUUUUUGGAAAUUUUGGUAUGCGUAACACUAAUAUCAGUUUUAUCGUUUAAGAGUUAUAACUGUUUAAAGUUUUGAUCGGAGAAGUAGAGAAGGGUAAUAAAUUGUACAUCUAUUAUUAAAUGAUAAAUUGGUGGGGAUAUCAAUUUGAAAAGUAUUUAUUUAUUUAUAGUAUAUGGAAUAGGAGUAGAAAAAUAAAAAUGGUUUUGAAAUAAAGUUUACAUGAAUCCACAAUGAUUAAAAAAAAAAAAAAAACAAAUCAAAUUCACUUUAAAACCUUCAAGAUAAUUGUUGGUUCAUGAUAAAAAAAAGUUACUCUGCAGUGUCAUACGUUUUUGAUACAUUUAAUUUUACUUUUUACUUUUGUUACCUAUUAAACUUUUGCUGAUACAUUGUAGUUUGGUUAGUUUAACUUGUUAUUACAAACUGUAAUAAAUUAUUUGACAUUAUUAAUAAUUUUAUUUAUUAAACUAUAUAAUUGUUUUAAAAAUGAAAACGUUUACUGUAUUAAUUAUUAAAUCCAGUAAAGUCAUAUUCAUAUUGUUUAUUUCUAUUUCUAUUUACUAAUAAAAUAUAGUAACACAAUAAUGAGUUAUUAAAUAUUUAUUUUUUACAAAUAUUUUUUUGGUACCAUUCAGUUAUCAGAUAAUAAUAACUAACAACAAGAAAUGAUAUAAACUGGCCUUUCUACUAACUUUUUUAAAUGGUUUGCUAUAAAUACUUUAGAACAAGUCUUAAAUGAACUUAUAGAGAAAUUUGUAAGUGCGUAUAAAAUUGAAUGACGGAAUACAAUUUCAGAACAAUGUUUCUAUUGCUGGUACACCAACGACACCAACUCAAGCAAUAGCUCAACCUCAACCGGUAAUUUUCAUUAAUUAAUCUUAUAAAAAUCUUGUGAAAUUCAAGUAAAUUGUGAUGUUUAAUAAUUUUCAAGGCUCAGCAAAAAGUUCAACAAGAAAACACAAAAGAAAAAUGUCGCAAAUUUUUAGCCAAUUUGCUUGAGUUGUCAAGUAAAGAACCAAAACCUGUAGAAACAAGGGUGCGGAAUCUUAUACAAGAACUGGUUGAUGCAAAAGUAGAACCAGAACAAUUUUGUGAUAGGUUGGAGAAACUAUUGAAUGCUUCACCACAACCGUGCCUUAUUGGAUUCCUCAAGGUAUUAAUAUUAUUAUUUUGUAUAUAAUUCAUUUUUAUUAAAAUAUUUUUGUUAUUUGUUUAUAGAAAAGUUUACCACUCUUGAGGCAAUCACUUAUGUUAAAAGAAAUGGUGAUUGAUGGCAUUCGGCCACCACAAAUCAGUUCGUUGACUCAACCUACUGUUGUUUUAGCUAAUCAACAGCAAGCAACGGUAAAAUUAUUUAUUUAUUUUUAUACUACAUAUUUAAUCAAAAUUUGGUUUAAGAAUUGGUCUUUUAAACUUUUUAUUAAAAUAUUAAUCUAAUAAAUUAUUAAUAAUAUAUGUACCUAAAUUAUUUUAUAUUGAUUAAAAAUAGCAUUAUGUUAAUAAUUGCUUAAAUAGUUUAAAUUUUAUACUUUAGAAAAUAUAAAAAGUAUAAAUGAUUUAAAGUACAAAAACUGAAAAUUCCGAUUUUUUUUUUAAUAUGUUGUUCUUAUAAUCAUUACCUACGUAAGAUGUAGCCAAUGUUAUCUAUACAAUUGUUCUGAAGUAAACUGUGUUUUGUUUUAUUUAUUUGUUAUCUGUUUGAUUACAUAUUUAUUAAUUUAUAAAUUCAUACUUGAAAAUUAUUAUAAAUAAUAUGGAGUUUCCUUAUAUUUUAUUUUUUUCGCUGUGUUUUAUGUGAUAAAUGCCAAUUAUUAAAUAAAUAUUAAUUUUUAAGUUUAUUUAAUGUUAUUCAAAUUUGUAUUAUCAAAUUGUAGAUUAUGGAUAUAGUAUUCAGUUUUAUAUUUUUGUGUAGUUGAUUUUACUAAAAAUUAAAAAAAAAAAAAAAAAAAAAUAAUUUGUAGUAUAAUAUUUAUAUAUAAGUACUCAGUAUUUUAUACUAAUAUUGUCCCUCUAUAUUUUGUUAACGCACUACUCGUAAGAUAAUAUAAACAAAAUGUUCGAAAAAAUCUAUUUUUUCUUUAAUAUCCCUUUAUGACAAUUUUGAAUUUCCAUUUAAUGGCAAUGAAAAAAAUUAUUUUAUGUCGUCAAUCUAUUAAGUAGCUAUUUAAGCUCAAUAUGAAUCAAAUUGGUUAGUAAACAAUUUUUAUGCAAUAUGUAUUUAUUACCUACUAGAUGUUUUUAUUUAAAAAUAAUUCCUGCCAUUUUUGUAGUGUACAAUUUUAACGUUGAUAUAAUAUAAUAUAAUUUAUAUGAUAUAUAUAUAUAUAUAUUAUACAAAAUUUCAUAUUUUAGUGAUGACAAAUGUAUUAAAAUUUGCAUUUCUUAUACAUAUCUAUCACUUUGAAAUUUGGUGGACUGAAAGCAAUAACUUAAUAAAUAAUAAAUACUACAUACAGUGUUGUUAUUUUACAUUCCGACAUACAAAUUGUAUGACUACAAGCUAUAUGGCAUUAGUUAUUUUAGUAAUUAAAUAUUAUUAUAUUUUAACUAGAAUACACAAGUAAUGGCAAAUAUCUUAAGUACUGCUUCUAAUCAACAAACGGUUAGAAUAAUGACUUCCCAACCAACCCUCACGCCAGCAAGGACAAUUAAUACUCAACAACAACAACAACAACAACAGCAACAACAACAACCACAACCACAACAACACCAUCAACCACAACCACAUAGGAUUAUUUCUGUAAGUAAAUUUAUAUUCUUUAAUCAAAAUACAUUUUACAAAAAUAAACCCGACAAUAUUAUGUUCACUUUAAAUAAAUGUAUUAUUAAAUCAUAAAUCUUAAAGAUAACUAGUUAAUAAAUGGAAAAGUAAUGAUGUUCAUAAAGUUUAUAAAGUAAUCAUUUUUUAUUUUUAGCUGUUUGACUGAAUUUAACAAAAAAAAUGUUUAUAAUCUCUUUUAUUCAAGUUAUAGUCUACUCUAUGUAAAACCAAUAACAUUGUCUAUGUAUUUCUUAUUUUUAUUGAUAUUUGUCUUAUUUUAAUUUUUAACAAAUUUAUAUAAAUUUUGUACAAUCCUUAAUGUAUUCUAAUAUUCUAAAUUAUAACUUAUAAUUAUUCGACAUUGUAUUAUUUUGGAUACACUUUUAGAAUUUAUAUUUAAAUUCAUUAUUAUAUUAUUAUAAUAUAUACAAUUUUGUGUUUUAUUGGCUAGUGCAGUGUUUAAUGAAUGCCUGAAAAAAUGAAAUACUUAAUGUCUAUAAAUUAUAAAACAAACCUUGUAAGCAAUUUAAUACUGUAGAGGCUAGUACCUAAAGUAGUGUUCAAAUACUUAUUAUUAUAUCUUUCUUAAUUAUUGUUAAUACUUAAUUUUCUUCUUUUUAAUUUGUUGUUUUUUUUUUUGCAAUUACAGCAACCAGUCAGGGUACAAACCCCAACAGGUAUUACAACUGUUAAUAAAAUGGGUUCAAUUCGUAUUCAACCACCAGUCGCAUCGUCUCAAACUGGUACUCUUCCACCGCCACUUACAUCAACCUCAACCCCAAGACCAAUGGGUGGUGGACGACAGAUGCUUGUAAAAGCAGUACCUAUAAAGACCCCUAUUGGUUCACAUAUUAAAAUCAAUACUACUUUAGCGCCAUCGACCGUACAAACUAAUAGUAUAACAAUACCUCAACCUCGUAUACCGCCAUCACCAAAUUUAAUAGCACAGCCAACAAUGAUCAAUAAAGUUCCAACUCCAAUUAGUGCGCCUACUCCAAUUGUCGUUCCACCUAAACCUCCAAUUAAAGAGAAAGAAAAAAAGUCAUUUUCAUCGUCAGCAGCAUAUGUGUAUGUAAAAUAAUGUGCUUAGUUUAAUUUUAAAAUAAACUUACAUAACAUAAUAUAAUAUAAUUGAUUAUUCAUGUUAUUAUUAGUGGUGAUGAUGAUAUUAAUGAUGUCGCUGCUAUGGGUGGUGUAAACCUAGCAGAAGAAACCCAAAGAAUAUUAGGAUCCACUGAAUUUGUUGGAACACAAAUUAGAUCCUGUAAAGAUGAAAUACUAUUACCACAAAAUCCAUUAGUAACAAAAAUUAAACAAAUUGGUAAAUAUAAUAAGUAAUUUAUUUUGUUAAGUUUAUUCUUAUUUGAAAUCCAAACAAAUUGGAUUGAAUUUAAAUAUAGAAAUUUCAAAAUACAUUUUGAUUGAUAUACUAAUGUUGAUUGUGAUUAUAUGGAUUUAAUAUAUAUAUAUUUUUUUUUUUUUUUAUUUUUAAAAAGUAAUACACAAUCUGUAGAUUCAAUUUUUUACAAUAAGCGUAUGGGCGAUAAGUUAUUUUAGCGUGAAUUGACCGAUAAAAGAAGCCACCCAGCGGUGACAUUUAAUAGCUUGACUAAAUAUAUAUAUUAAACAUUUAGAAUUGUGUAAUUAUCAAAAUAAUGUACAAAACAAAAUAUAUUUUUAGUAAAACAAACUGUCAUGAAAAUAAUUUGAGUAUGGUUUAGUUAUUAAAUUAAUAAUUAAUAAUUAAAAAAAUAAAUAAUAAUAAGUAAUAUUUUAGUUGUUUAUACUCAAAAAAGUAAAAUAAAUGUAUGAAUACCUCGACAAGCAGUAUUUUUUUUAAAUAAUAAUAUAGUUAUUGGAUUUAAAUUAUUUAAAUGGUAUUGUAAAGUAUAUUGAGAUGAUCAAUUUGUCUUAUUUUGAUAACAAGGGAAGUUGACUUUGUGGCGUGUAUCUGUUGGGGUCCAUUUGUUACACUGAUCAAUGAUAUACUCUUCGUUAAUUAUUGUUUGACGAUCAAUAAAUUGAUGACUUGUUCCUCAUUUUCCUGUUCAUUUUUCAUAUUGAGUUAAAUGCAUUGGUAAUUAAUUUUUUUUGUUGUCAAAUUGAUCGUGAUUUUAAGUUCACAGAAUGUGUUAUUAAAUUUGAGGGAAAUUUAACAUUUUAAGUGUUUAUAAGGUAUCUCAGUACCUAUGUAAAAAAUGUGACAUUUUCUUUCAAGUUAUAUAUUAUUGUAUCUUAAUUUUUGUUUACAGUAAAUAAAGAAGGUUUAGACGAUACCGCUGCUGAUGUACCAGCAUUAAUAUCUCAUGCGGUUGCUGAACGUUUAAAAGACCUUUUAGAAAAAUUUGCUGUUGUAGCUGAACAUCGUUUAGAUUUUAAUAAAGUAAUUAAUAAAAUACUUAAUAUUAUAUUUGUUUAACAUUAUUUAUUUUAUGUUAAGGCGGAUAAACGUUAUGAAAUUACUAGAAAUGUUAGAGGUCAAAUCAAAUGUCUUGAAGAAAUUGACAAGGUUGAGCGUAAGAAACAAGAUGAAAUGGAACGAGAACUCUUGUUACGGGCUGCUAAAAGCAGAUCUAAAAAUGAAGAUCCAGAACAAGCAAAAUUAAAAGCUAAAGCCAAAGAGGUUCACAACAUUAUUUUAUUUUUUUUAGGAUUAUUUGUGAACAAGUAUUUUUUGAAUGUUUAGAUGCAAAGGGUAGAAAUGGAAGAAAUGCGACAACGGGAAGCUAAUCUCACUGCCUUAAAUGCAAUAGGACCCCGGAAAAAACCCAAAUUAGAACCAGGAUUAAGUCCUAGUUCACAGGUAAAUUUAAAUUUAAUUAUAUGUAUUUUUCAAAUUCAUCAUUCAGUCAUUUUCAAAAUACAAAGUUACUUUGUAUAAGUGCACCUCUUUCACAUUAAUUACAUUGAAUAAUCAUUUAGUGAAUUUCAAUGAAUUAAGUAAACAAUUUUAAAUAAUUUAUUACAAAACAAUUAUUAUGCUAUUCAAACAGUAUUAUCUAUAAUUGUUUCUUUUGAAUUAAUUUAUUAACCUUUUAACACAUGCACAGGGUAAAUAAUGACCCCAGUCAUAUUUAAUAUCAUAAUAACAUUAUUAUUAUUAUUAUUAAAGAUAAGUCAUUUUGUACCUUUCUAAAUAUGGUUUAUCUACAGUUAUUCGGUAUUUCCACUUUUUUUUUUGCGUUACUGAAAAUUAUACUCGAAAAUGUUGUCGUUGACUAAUCACUGUGUUCUAUUUAAUAUUAAAUAUUGCUAGACUUAAUUCACAAAUUAUUUUUCACGAAAAUACACAAAUUAAAAUGACAUUUGAAUUUUUUGAAAAAUUUGUUCAGACAUUUGAUGGAACCUAUUAAAAUAUGAUUAUUACUAAAGAUAUGCUACUGAAAACAAUUAAAUGUAAAAUAAGGCAAUAUUGUAAUAUAUCAUAUGGUGAAACUUGUGACAUUGAGCAUCGAGUAAGACCUUCAGGAAGGUGUUCUUUUUGUGAAAGAUCCAAAUAUAGGAAAACCACAAAAGUUUGUACGAAUUGUGCAAAAUUAAUAUGUCGUGAUUCUUUAAUUAGAACUAGUCCAAAUUAUUUUAUAUCAUCUGUAUGAUGAUACCUAUACAGGUAUCAAAUGUAAAAUAAAAUAAAAAUUUAAUAAUUAUGUGUUUCAAAUCAUUUUUGAUGUUUGAUAACUAAAAAAUAUUGAAAUAAUUACUGUACAUAAUUCAUUUUUUGGGGUAAAAUUUUAUCCCAUGCCCGUGGUCAAAGGUUAAUGACUUACCUCACUUCUAUCUUAAACAAUACAUUUAAAACUUUAAUUAUAUGUUAUCUAAUAAUAUAAUAUCAAAUAUUUUAGAACUUGUGCCUGAAUAUUUUAUAAUGUUUUACUAUAUUAUUAUUAACUAAUGCAUAAUAUUUACUUUAUACUAAACUAAAAUAAACUGUUACUGUUGAAAUUUUAAAUACUGGACAAUUAAUUUUUAUUUUCAGAACCAAAAUUCUAGUAUUAGUACGAGCUUAACAAAUAGACAAACAGUAAGUAGUUCUAAUUAUAACAAUAGUUUAAAAAUAAAUUUAUAUUUUAUUUUAAUAGAUACCAAGACAAAGGAUAAAACGUGUUACCAUGCGAGAUACUCUAUUUGUACUUGAACAGGAAAAAGAUAUACGCAGAAAGGCAAAUUUUAUGUUCAAACCAUUUUUAAAGUGA